AUGGCUGCCAAUGAAGAAGAUGAAGAUGAAGAAGAAGAAGCUAUGGCACAACGAAUUAUACGCCUGACUGAUAUUGCUAAAGAACCACUAGAAUUUCUUUCUCCGAUCUGUGGUUACGAAGAAAUGCCAAUAGUUUCACUCGAAGCAGCAGUUGAGAAACUUGUGAAUAUUUUACCGACUAUUCAAAGUCAUGCCUAUGUAGCAAAACAAAGAUGUAAGAAUCCAACUGAUGGACUUUCACAAGAUGAAUCCGCCGCGAUUAUGUUGUAUACAAUGGGAUGGGAGCCGCUCGAUAAAUGUCUCUACGUUGUACUGAAUGCAACUCUGCGAACAGCAAAUCGACAACAAUUAAAACCGUGGCUUCUUUAUUUAAGACUCUUUGUUAGCGCACUUAUUCGCCUUCCACCACUGCGUGAAACUGUAUAUCGUGGAAUAAAAUUAGACUUAGGUCCUGAAUAUAAAAAGGGAGAAACAAUCAUUUGGUGGGGUUUCUCGUCAUGUACCAUUGAUGUAAGUAUUCUACAAUCUGAAUUAUUCCUGGGAGACAAAGGAACUCGAACAAUGUUUACGAUAAUAUGUGAUUCAGCUAGAGAUAUUCGUAAACACUCGUACUAUCCGAUGGAAGAUGAAAUGCUGCUUCUAGCUGCUACACAGUUUAAAGUUACUGGAUGUCUUAAUCAAGGUGAUCUUCGUAUCAUUCAACUUAAAGAAACUCAACCACCAUUUCCUCUUUUGCAACUCGUGCCAUCAACUUCUCAAACAAUCAAUAUAUCUUCUUCUGUUUUGAAUGCACCAGUAACAAUAAAAUCAAUACCUAUCACAAAACAAUCAAUGUCAUCAGUAAAGAAACCCACAGCUGUAUUGGGAUCAUCUGCUCAGGACAAAAAUGCUGUAUUAAAACAGCUUAUUUUGGAACAAAAAGAUCAUUCAAUAUUGAAUUUAAGUUCUAAAAACUUAGCCGACCCAGAUAUGAAAAUGGUGGCCUUACAUAUACAAGAAAAUUCGAAAACACUUGCAAAACUUGACCUUUCUGCCAAUCAAGUCGGACCUCGAGGAACACAACAUCUAUGUGAUGCAAUACAAAACAGUACAGCACUUAUAAAACUUGAUCUCUCCGAUAAUAAAAUUGAAGCUCAAGGAGCGCAAUAUCUCGCCGCCGUGCUGCAAAAUAAUGUAGCACUUAAACAUCUCAAUAUCUCCCAUAAUUAUAUUGGAAUUGAAGGAGCACAACAUUUAGCUGAAGCACUACAACAUAAUACAAUACUCACGGAACUCAAGCUACAUAGAAAUAAACUCGGAGUGGAAGGAGCAAAACAUCUAGCUAAAGCAUUAACCUAUAAUAAAACACUUACAGAAAUUGGUCUUUCUCUUAAUCGUAUCGGAGAUCAAGGAAUGCAAUAUAUAGCUGAAGCAUUUUGA
Rotaria socialis is the source of this 1419-nucleotide messenger RNA. Lineage: Eukaryota; Metazoa; Rotifera; Eurotatoria; Philodinida; Philodinidae. The record is from the annotation of a GenBank genome assembly.